CCAAGAGAGAGAUCCUCCGGGGUUACUUCUUCGUCUCUAUUCGCCAACAGACAAGUGUGAGAGAGAGAGAGGAGAAGCAAGAUGCGCAACCAGGUGCUCCUGUCCGCCCUCGUCGGCGCGGCCGGUGUCGCGGCCCGCGAUGUCCCCUCCAACGUCCAGAGCUUCUAUGACUCGCUCAAGGCUAAGGGCGCUUGCUCCAACAAGCUGGCCACGGGCUUCUACGCCAAUGACGACGGCCCCAACACCUUCGCCUACUGCGGUGACCACCUGUCCGACUACAACGUCAUCUACCUCAAGGGCUCGGGCAGCGCAUUCGCCGACAUGGACAUUGACUGCGACGGCGAGCAGAACGGCAAGGGCGACGACGGCCGGUGCGGCAACAGCCAAGACACCCAGGCCAUCACCUCGUUCCAGGACAUCGUCGAGGGCUACAAGAAGGGCGUCAAGGACCUCAACGCCUACGUGCACCCGUACGUCGUCUUUGGCAACACGGGCUCCAAGAGCGGCUGGAAGACGUUCGACCCGCAGAAGUACGGCAUCAAGCCCCUGUCGGUCAUGGCCGUCGUCUGCAACAACAAGCUGAUCUACGGCGUCUGGGGCGACGAGAACGGCGACGACGGCGACAAGCCCAUGGUGGGCGAGGCGUCCAUCUCGCUGGCCACGGCCUGCUUCGGCACCAGCAUGACGGGCAACAACGGGCACGACGAGACCGACGUGCUCUACAUUGCCUUCCCCGGCGACGACGCCGUGCCGGGCGCCGACGGCGCCAACUGGGGCGCCGACAGCUGGCAGGCCUUCGAGUCGUCCAUCGAGGGGCUCGGCAACAAGCUCAUCCAGCGGAUCGGCGGCGGCGACCCAGGAAAUGGCGGCGGCGACGACCCGGGCAAUGGCGGCGACGGUUUCGACGACUGCGAGUGGCCCGGCCACUGCGAGGGGGCGAGCUGUUCGACCGACGACGACUGCUCGGACCCGUGGGCCUGCAUCAAUGGCAAAUGCGGGACCGACCCAGCUCUACUGUGACUCGUCUGAGAAGGUGUGCACGGCGGGGUGCGAGUGGCCCGGCCACUGCCUCGGGGCCAAGUGCACGACCGACGAUGACUGCUCGGAUCCCUAUGAGUGCAACGCGAGUGCGGGGUACUGCUGGCGUACACAGUAAUUAGGGAGGCCAGGCAAAGAGUUGGUGGCUAAUGCGAUCAUCCAUCCGGAUGGACAAUUUGUCACGAAUGUGGUGUAAUCUGUGUGUGGCCGCCAUGGAUCGGCGGGCGAUGGACGAGAGACACCGCUCGUUGGUAUCUGGAGCUUCAUGAAAUACAGUGCAAGUUAGGUAAAUAAGAUAAUGACAAUCGCCGAAGAACCAUCUUACAGCAUCACCAGAGCUUGGUAUAGGGACCACUGAACGUCCAUAAAUCGCAUAAGCUCAGAGCCACCGGCAAAGAGUCUUGAUCUCCUGCGCCUGAUAUUCGGUAACUCCCCACGGCGCUGAUGGUUGUGGUCGGCCCAGCAUGGCCCACGGCCCUCUUCCUACCAUCAUCGGCCAAUCCUCGACGUCACACUCCCCCAUGCUUCCCCCAACUCACGAAACCCCAGGAAUCCUGUUCGAUCACCGCAAUGCAUGCCUUCUCAGUCGACGCCGUUAUGAUUCGCAGCAAAGCCACCUCAAGCACAGUAGCAGUUGCCCGCGCAGCUCUUCAUGAAGUCGUUGUGGAAACCUGUGACAUCGCAGUAGGCAUUGGCGUUGUUCGAGAUGCACAGGUCGUUCAUCAUGGCCGACUUGCACUGAGGCGUGCCAUAAUUUGACGCGGCCUGGGCCUGAGGAGCCUUGCCCGUUGCGGAGUUGUCAUUGCUUUCCACCGGGGCUGCGAGGGUCGAGGUGAGGAAAGCGGCGGUGGUCGCGAGAAGGGCGAGCAGCUUCAUCUUGACGGCUGAUCAGUGAUGAACGGUGAUCGGCGCGGGUGAGAGUUGUCGAUCCUUGACGGAUGGAAUGAGGCUCGGCGAUCUGGUUGGGAGAACAAGACAGCCUCUGGCUGCGACGUCGCUGGGCCGGCUCCUUAUACCAGGGACCGGGCGGCCAAGGAUGUAAGUGGAGGUCUAGAAUGCGCCCUCUGCUACCUGAUCCCGGGUAUCGGUUGUGGCGGAUGAGCUAGUAAAACGAGCGUGCAACCCAAGUUCGUGGAAAGGCGAACCGGAAAACGACGACCAGGGGGACCACUUUUGGAGGCUCGUGCAGAGGAGAGUGCUCAACCAGGAAAGCGGCGCGUUGACCAAGGAUGGGAUGGUUUUAAAGAGUCCAGGUCCGGGGGUGCGUGGUUGGUUCGGCCAGUGCCAAUGGGAUGCAACGACAGGAGAAGAGAUGAGUCUGG
Thermothelomyces thermophilus ATCC 42464 is the source of this 2360-nucleotide messenger RNA. RefSeq names its product glycoside hydrolase family 75 protein. Gene Ontology annotation, molecular function: chitosanase activity. The coding region runs from base 82 to 1020 and encodes 312 amino acids. NCBI's taxonomy places the organism in Eukaryota, Fungi, Ascomycota, Sordariomycetes, Sordariales, Chaetomiaceae. The transcript is spliced from 5 exons. The record is from RefSeq and is a predicted model, not a curated record.